CUCUCUCUCUUGCUUCUCUCUCUACUGAGUCGCACAAUUCCUCACAUUCCCUAAUUUCCCCCAAAAUCUGGAUUGAUUGACGAUUCAAAUCAGCGGAAAUGGUGAAAGUCCACCGAAUCAGUUCGGUGGAUUGGACUCCAUCGCCGGUCCUAGCUCUGGCGACGAGCGCCGACAGCUCGCAGGUCGCCGCCGCGCGCGCCGACGGCUCCGUGGAAAUUUGGCUAGUCUCCCCUGGCUCCGUGGGCUGGCACUGUCAGCUUACGAUACACGGGGACCCUGAUUGUAGAGUGUCUUCGCUGGUGUGGUGUCAGUCCGGGCCGAGGGGCGGACCGUUGGGGAGAUUGCUGUCUUCCAGCAUUGAUGGGUCGAUUUCGGAGUGGGAUUUGUUCGGCUUGAGACAGAAGACAGUUCUAGAUUCUAUUGGUUUCUCGAUUUGGCAAAUUGCUGCGGAGCCAUGCAAUCAUUUGAAUGUGAGACGGGAAGCAAAAUAUUAUCAGAAUGGUCAGACUAGCCCUUCAAUUACCAGUGAAGUUGAUGAUGUGGAGACUAGUGAAGAUGAAGAUGAUGAUAAAAGUGUGGCGCUGGUUCAUGAGCAAAAUGAUACUGAAAGUACCAGACUAGCAAUGGCCUGCGAUGAUGGCUGUGUCCGGAUCUAUCGUGUUUCUGAUGCAGAAGAACUUGUAUAUAAUAGAACGCUGCCUAGGGUCAGUGGGCGCACACUUAGUGUAACCUGGAGUUCAGAUGGAAGUAGGAUUUAUUCAGGGAGUAGCGAUGGGUUCAUAAGGUGUUGGGAUGCUAAGUUGGCUCAGGAGAUAUACAGAAUAACUGUUGGUCAUGGAUGUCUGGGUGGUGAUGAUGAUCUUUGCAUAUGGUCAUUACUUGCAUUAAGGUGUGGAACUAUAGCCAGUGGGGAUAGUUCUGGUAGCGUGAAGUUCUGGGAUGGUCAGUUUGGAACACUUCUGCAGGCACAUUCAAAUCACAAGGGUGAUGUAAAUGCCUUAGCUGCAGCUCCCACCCAUAACAUAGUAUUUUCUGCUGGUUCUGAUGGUCAGAUCAUACUGUAUAAACUUUCUACUGAGGCUGUUGAUUCUAGUGAUAAAAAAAUUGUCCCAGAUGUCAAGAAAUGGAUCUAUGUUGGCUAUGUGAGAUCUCAUACACAUGAUGUAAGGGCAUUGACCUUAGCUACACCUAUUAGCCAUGAAGAUCUUCCUCCUGAUGAAAAGGUUAAGAGGUCACGAGGUCCAAACAAGCCCCUUGAUUUUAGUUACCAUAAAUGGGCUCAUUUGGGUGUGCCCAUGCUUAUCUCAGCAGGCGACGACACGAAACUUUUUGCAUAUUCUGUAAAGGAAUUUACUAAGUAUUCUCCUCAUGACAUAUGCCCUGCACCACAGAGAAUGCCAAUGCAACUUGUUCUUAAAACACUUUUCAAUCAGACUCCAUUGCUUUUGGCUCAGUCUGCAAAUUUCUUAGACAUCUUUUGUGUGCGAUUGCAAAAUGGUGGUGCAACUGAUAUCAGUCCUAGCUCGUCUGCUGGGUCUGCGCGCACUGAUUUAGUGGCCAGAAUUAAAUGCAAGGCUUCUCGGAAGAUCAUCUGCAGUACAAUCUCUUCAUCAGGAACGCUAAUUGCCUACUCAGAUCACGUAAGACCUAAUUUAUUUGCUUUGCAAAGAACCAAAUCAGGCAGCGGUUGGGCUGUAGAUAAAAGGAAGCUCCCUCAGAGAUUGCCAUUUGCCCAUUUCAUGGUUUUCAGCUCUGACUCUUCAAGACUAAUAUUAGCUGGGCAGGACAGAAAAAUAUAUGUUGUAGAUGCUGAAAGCGAGAAUCUUGUCCAUGCUUUCACUCCUUGCCGGAAGGACAAUGUUGAUGGUUUACCACCUAGUGAGCCUCCCAUUACAAAAAUGUUUACAAGUAAUGAUGGACAGUGGUUAGCUGCUGUCAACUGCUAUGGAGAUGUCUAUGUCUUCAACCUUGAGACUCUAAGGCAACACUGGUUCAUCUCAAGAUUGGAUGGAGCUUCGGUUACUGCUGGUGGUUUUACUCCUAAAAAUAGCAACAUUCUCAUCGUCUCCACCUCUUCAAAUCAGGUUUAUGCAUUAGAUGUGGAGGCUAAACAGUUGGGGGAGUGGUCCAUGCGUCACACAUUUUCUCUGCCAAGGAGAUAUCAAGAAUUUCCUGGGGAAGUUAUUGGUCUUUCGUUCCCCCCAUCCUCAGCUUCAUCUUCUGUUAUUGUCUAUAGUCCCAGGGCUAUGUGCUUGAUCGACUUUGGGAUGCCUGUCGAUAGAGACGAUGACACCGACUUAGCAAAUGGUCUGGGAUUAACAGGAAAGGGGCACAGCAACGGUAAGCCUAAGCGGAAACUGCAGGGAUUAGAAUCUAAGCACGGUGGUAAAAGGAACUUCGAAAUUUGUGCAUUUAGAGACCCUGUUUUAUUUGUUGAACAUCUGUCGAAAAAUUCUCUCGUGGUCAUAGACAAGCCAUGGGCGCAGGUUGUUGGCACAUUCGACGCCCAGCCUGUCCAUAGACAUAUAUUCGGGACAUAACACUCCGUCACGGGGCAGGCGUAUUAGGCUCGGAGGCGGCGAAUGUUGCCUUCAUCAAUUUUUGAUCUUGCUUCUCUUUGUACUCUCUUUUCAAGAUGCUGUGGUUGUCUUGGGCCAUGUUGUGCAAUGUAUCUGCUAACAAGUUAGUUUUUCAAUGUUUAAUAGAACAAAAUUCAAUUUAGAAAGUCUAAAUUACUUUUAUUUUUCUAUUGCUAAUUUCUUUCGUUGUUCUGUAAACAAAAAUUAAGAAUAUAGUUGAUUAUUUACUUUCA
Salvia hispanica is the source of this 2812-nucleotide messenger RNA. RefSeq names its product WD repeat-containing protein PCN-like. Gene Ontology annotation, molecular function: protein binding. NCBI's taxonomy places the organism in Eukaryota, Viridiplantae, Streptophyta, Magnoliopsida, Lamiales, Lamiaceae. Gene Ontology annotation, biological process: meristem growth; meristem maintenance. The record is from RefSeq and is a predicted model, not a curated record.